This is a messenger RNA of Postia placenta MAD-698-R-SB12, 2580 nucleotides long. RefSeq lists its product as hypothetical. The transcript is spliced from 13 exons. Bases 1 to 2580 code for a protein of 859 amino acids. Gene Ontology annotation, biological process: aspartyl-tRNA aminoacylation. The record is from RefSeq and is a predicted model, not a curated record. NCBI's taxonomy places the organism in Eukaryota, Fungi, Basidiomycota, Agaricomycetes, Polyporales, Adustoporiaceae. Gene Ontology annotation, molecular function: RNA binding; aspartate-tRNA ligase activity; ATP binding. Gene Ontology annotation, cellular component: cytosol; aminoacyl-tRNA synthetase multienzyme complex; cytoplasm.
AUGGCGACCUACCACUCAACAUGUCCCAACAAGUGUCAGGUGCUUGCAUCUAGCAAGAAUUCUCUCAGCAGACCUGGUGUACUGAUUUCUGACACAGAAUCCCGCCUUCAUUCGCUGAUCGGGGUCGCGAGCAUGAACGAGGGGCAGCAUGUCACAUUCCAGGCCCGUGUUCACCACAUUCGACCACUAGGAUCCAAAAUCAUCUUUAUGGUCUUCCGAAGUCAAUUGACGACGCUGCAAGGGGUGUUGACGGAGGAGGAAGGGGUUAUCUCACACAAUAUGGUCCGAUGGGCCGAGGGCUUAAAUCGCGAAACCAUCGUCCUCGUCAAAGGCGUCGUACAGAGGCCGCCGGACGGCCAGGAGGAAGUACACAGUACGCGAGUACAUAACCAUGAGGUCAAGAUCCAGAAGUUGUAUGUUAUCGUUGGCCCAACGUCGACGUUGCCGUUUCAGGUCGAAGGUGUCUCCAGGACAGAGGAAGCUGAUUCCAAGGAAGACGCGCAUUUGCCUCGCGUCAACCAAGCUACGCGAUUUACCAAUCGCGUGCUGGAUCUGCGAUUACCUGCAAAUCAAGCGAUUUUCCGGAUACACGCAGGGGUCUGCCUGCUGUUCCGGGAGUUCCUGCAGAGCCAGGGCUUUCUCGAGAUUCAGUCGAGCAAAUUUCAGGAGUCGAGCACAGAGAGUGGUGCAGAAGUAUUCAAGGUGGACUACUUCCGACGGCCGGCGUUCCUCGCUCAGAGCCCACAGCUCGCGAAGCAGAUGUGCAUUGCGGCAGAUAUGGAGAGAGUAUUCGAGAUCGGGCCUGUCUUUAGGGCUGAGAAUUCAAAUACUCACCGACACUUGACCGAAUUCAUUGGUCUUGACCUGGAAAUGCAGUUCGAAUCGCAUUAUCACGAGGUGUUGGACAUAAUCGACAGGAUGUUCAUCCACAUGUUUCGUGGCCUGCAAGAGAGGUUCCGGGAAGAGAUCGAGGUCGUGAAAGUACAGUUCCCGCACGAUGACCUCGUCAUUCUGGAUGAGACACCACGGUUGAAGUUUGCUGAAGGCAUUGGGAUGCUGAAGGAGAGCGGGUGGAAGGAGGAGGAUGGGUCGCCGGCGGAUGAGUGGGAUGACUUGAGCACGGCGGCAGAACGACGGUUGGGUCAGUUAGUGAAAGAGAAGUACGGUGCAGAUUACUACAUCUUAGAUAAGUUCCCACUUGAGGCCCGGCCGUUCUAUACGAUGCUAGAUCCUGAGGACGACCGUCUAUCCAAUUCAUUUGACAUCUUCCUGCGUGGCGAGGAGAUUCUGUCCGGAGGGCAGCGAAUACAUGUUGCACCAAUGCUGGAAGAGCGCAUGCGAGCCGCCGGGAUCGACCCCGAGAGUAUGAAGGACUACGUGAACGGCUUUCGCUGGGGCUGCCCACCUCACGGUGGAGGCGGCGUUGGCCUGGAGCGGGUCGUCAUGCUCUUUCUCAAGUUGGGUGAUAUUCGCCACGCAAGUCUGUUCCCACGAGACCCGAAGAGUUUCGCAAAGAACGGUAAGGACCUAGCCGAAGCAUCCAUGAGCGCAGCAAUGGCUAUGGUCCUGCACGGACCCGAGGAAAAGACAUUCCAGGAGGGUCAUCCACACGGUGACCUGCCUCCUCUCGAGGACCUCAUCGCGCACUACGGCGAUUCGACGAACACCUCGUGGAUAGACCCUGCGUGGACAGUGUGGCGGGACACAAAGACCGGGGCGGCGGUCGGCUACAUCACGCAGAGCCACUUUGCUGUCGCUUUCGGUAACCCGCUGUGCGAGCAGAAGCAGAUGUUAGGCGUGAUCAACGCGUACUUGCAGCACAUCGAGGAGAAGAAGCUCAAACCAGUGUGGUGCUGCAUAGGCCAAGAGACCGAGCGCGUACUGGCCGAAGAGCUACAUUGGAGCGCGAUUAUAGCGGUGGCGGAGGAACGCCUCAAUCCGAUCGAGGUGGACCCGGCGUCGAAUGACAAGACGGUGCGGCGGAAGGUACAUAGAGCAGAGAGAGACGGGGUGAAGAUCAUCGAGAUAGACGGAGAACCCGAGGAUGACAUCCGCCAGAAGUUGGAGGAGCGGUGCCAGGAGUGGUCGGAGCACCGCAAGGGCACGCAGAUACACCUGACGGGCGUGCGACCGUUCGACGACACGCAGCAUCGGAAGUACUUCUACGCAGUUGACAAGGACGGCAAGCCGUGUGCUAUGGUCGUCCUCGCACAACUGUCACCGGCGCACGGUUUCCAAGUCAAGUGGGCGCUCGAGUUCCCCGGAGCACCCCUAGGCGCAAUCGAAUAUAUCCUGACGCACGUCAUCAAGAAGCUAGGCGAUGCGGGUAUCCGGUGCGCGACAUUCGGCGCGGGCGCGACGGAUCGGCUACAGCGCGUGGAGAACGUCGGCGGAUUUCGUGUGCGAACGCUCGAAAAGACGUACAACGGGCUCUCGUCGCAUUUCAACCUUUCUGGGAAGGGCGACUUCCGCCAGAAAUUCGGCAUCCACCCGGAGCCGAUGUACAUCUGCUAUCCUAAGGGUGGCUUGGGCGUGAAAGGCAUAGAGGCGAUCAUGGGGGCGCUACAAAUGCCAAAGUGA